AUUGCUGCGGCGGCGGCCGCUGUGGGGGGGGCGGGGGGAGACGCCGCGUGCGCGUGUGAGUGCGCUGAGGGGGCGCUUCCCCCCGUGCGGGGCGGGGGCGCGCAGAUGGCGACGCAGGUGGAGGCGCUGCUGCCCGGCGCCCCGCUGCUGCCCGCCGAGGAGCGCGCCCUGGUGCUGAAGCCGCCGCAGGACGGCGGCCGGGAGAAGGGCGAACCGCCCAUGGGCCCCGACGGCGGCCCCGCGGCUCCGCGGCCGCCCAGCGCCAAGCAGCAGAAAGAGGAGAGCAACAACCAGGAGAAGGAGAGCCUGCUGCGGGCGGGCGGCGAGGCGGAGGAGGGCGGCGAGGCGGGCGGCGGCGGAGCGGGGAGAAGGGAGUUCAUCGAGGCUCCGCCGCCCAAGGUGAACCCCUGGACGAAGAACGCGGCCGCGCUGGCGGUCAACGGGCAGUCGCCUCCAGAUAUAUUUCCAGCUGAUGGCCAGUCUGAAAACACAACUCCUGCUAAAGUGGUGAGGGCUGCCAACCCAAGACAGCGGAAAGGAAGCAAGGUUGGUGACUUCGGUGAUGCUACAAAUUGGCCAACACCUGGAGAAAUAGCCCACAAGAGUGUCCAGCAGCCACACAAAGCACCAUCCCUCCGGAAACUGCCUAUCAAGAAAGACAUGAAAGAACAGGAGAAAGGGGAUGGAAGUGAUGGCAAAGAGAGCCUGAAAACCAAAUCGGAUGAGUCUGGGGAGGAGAAAAACGGUGAUGAUGACAACCAGAAGUCAGCCCAGAAGAAGAAAGGCAACAAACACAAGUGGGUCCCUUUGCAAAUAGACAUGAAGUCAGAGGUGCCUCGGGACAAAACAGCCUCUCGGAACAACCGGCAAAAUGAGCAGCACAGGCACCUCUCCAACAACCGUGGCGAGCUAAAAGGCUGGCACCCGGACAACAAGCAUGAGCGCCCCUGGCAGGACCAUGAUGAGACCUCCAGUGUGAAGAGUGAGGGGGGAGCUGUACGAGGAGCUUUCCGGGGCCGAGGCAGGGGCCGUGGCAGGGGCCGAGGCCGUGGCAGAGGAGGGCACUUUGAUUACCAGUAUGGAUACCGGAAAUUUGAGGGCUCAGAUGGCUCCCGUACCCAGAAGUAUGCUAGCAACAUCACUUACUACUUUGACAACAUUAGCAGCACCGAGCUCUAUAGCGUGGACCAGGAACUGCUCAAGGACUACAUCAAACGGCAGAUAGAAUAUUACUUCAGUGUGGACAACCUGGAGCGAGAUUUCUUCCUGCGUCGCAAGAUGGACUCAGACGGCUUCCUUCCCAUCACCCUGAUCGCCAGUUUCCACCGGGUGCAGGCACUGACUACUGACAUCAGUCUCAUCAUCAAGGCUUUAAAGGACAGCAAGGUGGUGGAAAUUGUGGACCAGAAGAUCAGAAGAAAAGAGCAGCCGGAAAAAUGGGCUCUGCCUGGCCCUCCUAUGGCAGACUACACGCAGACUGACUUCUCACAGUUCAUCAACUGCCCCGAGUUUGUGCCCCGGCAAAGCUUCCAGAAGGAGACAGAGUCUGCUCCUGGCUCCCCACGUCCCACCAGCCCAGUCCCCACAAAAACAGAGGAAGUCAGUAACCUGAAGACAAUGCCCAAGGGAUUGUCCACAAGCCUGCCCGACCUAGAUUCAGAGACAUGGAUUGAAGUGAAGAAGAGGCCUCGGCCCUCUCCAGCCAGGCCCAAGAAACCAGAGGAGUCAAAGACCCCACAGCAGCAGAAACAAAAGGACCAAGAUGAACCCGAGGAGUUGGACUUCCUCUUCGAUGAGGAGAUGGAACAGAUGGAUGGCCGCAAGAACACGUUCACCGACUGGUCAGACGAGGAUUCAGAUUACGAAAUUGAUGAUCGGGAUGUGAACAAGAUCCUCAUCGUGACUCAGACACCUCCAUACCUGCGCCGGCAUCCUGGCGGAGACCGGACUGGCAACCACACAUCCAGGGCUAAAAUGAGUUCAGAAUUGGCCAAGGUGAUCAAUGAUGGGCUGUACUACUAUGAGCAAGACCUGUGGACAGAGCAGUUUGAGCCAGAGUACUCGCAGAUCAAGCAAGAGGUGGAGAACUUCAAGAAAGUGAAUAUGAUCAGCAGGGAGCAGUUUGAUACUCUGACCCCAGAGCCCCCCGUGGAUCCAAACCAGGAGGUCCCUCCUGGCCCCCCCAGGUUCCAGCAAGUACCUACAGAUGCUUUGGCUAACAAGUUGUUUGGAGUACCUGAACCUUCAACCAUCGCCCGAUCUUUGCCUACAACUGUACCAGAAUCACCCAACUACCGUAAUGCCAGGACCCCCCGGACCCCUCGCACACCUCAGCUGAAGGACCCUACACAGACACCCCGUUUCUACCCAGUGGUGAAGGAGGGCAGGACGAUAGAUGCCAAGACCCCACGGAAGAGGAAGACAAGGCACAGUUCAAAUCCCCCAAUGGAGUGCCACGUGGGCUGGGUGAUGGACUCCCGGGAGCACAGACCCCGAACAGCCUCCAUCAGCUCCAGUCCCUCUGAGGGAACUCCGGCUGUUGGAAGCUAUGGCUGCACCCCGCAGUCCCUGCCCAAGUUUCAGCAUCCUUCCCAUGAGCUGCUCAAGGAGAACGGCUUCACGCAACACGUCUACCACAAGUACCGUCGGCGCUGCCUUAAUGAGCGAAAGCGGCUGGGCAUUGGUCAAUCCCAGGAGAUGAACACGCUCUUCCGAUUCUGGUCCUUCUUCCUACGAGAUCACUUCAAUAAGAAAAUGUAUGAGGAGUUUAAGCAACUGGCUGUGGAGGAUGGGAAAGAGGGAUACAGGUACGGUCUGGAGUGCCUUUUCCGAUACUACAGCUAUGGGCUGGAGAAGAAAUUCCGGCCAGACAUAUUUAAAGACUUUCAAGAAGAGACCAUCAAGGAUUAUGAAGCUGGCCAGCUCUAUGGGCUGGAAAAGUUCUGGGCCUUCUUAAAAUAUUCCAAAGCCAAAAAUCUGGACAUCAACAGCAAACUGCAAGAAUACCUCAGCAAGUUCAAGCGCCUCGAGGACUUCCGAGUGGACCCACCCAUGGGAGAGGAAGGUGGACACAAGAGAUACCCAACGACGUCAGGGGGAGAUGGCAGGAAGCGCUACCCAUCCCAGUCUUCCAGCAAAACGGUCGGCCAGUGCCCAUCCAGCCAAGCCCACGCCUCGCCCAGUCAGCCUGCACAAGAGGAUGCCAAAAACCUGAGCCAGCAAGUCCCUGCUGCAGAGUCGCAGACAGUGGGGAAGUAGAGAGGAUGCAACUUCUGCUUCCCACCAGGAGACAGGAUGGGUUGGUGGGGGACUGGCUCAGAGAAGAGGAUGAGGGGUGGGAUGGGAAGGGAGUUGGAAUGUGGGUGCCCAGGAAUAGCCUGCUGGGAGAAACUUCAACGCACAUGAUUUUUUUUUUUUCUCUUGUGGCUGGAAAGCAAAGACAAUUCGCAUCUAAAACACCGUUUUGCUAUUACAAACCUGACAGAGCCAGACCCACCCCCACCAGACCCACCCUUUGCUUUUCAUUCUCA
Molecule: messenger RNA, 3530 nt
Organism: Phasianus colchicus (ring-necked pheasant)
Lineage: Eukaryota; Metazoa; Chordata; Aves; Galliformes; Phasianidae
Gene: LARP1
Product: La ribonucleoprotein 1, translational regulator
Biological process (GO): mRNA stabilization; positive regulation of translation
Cellular component (GO): cytoplasmic stress granule; cytosol
Molecular function (GO): RNA cap binding
Source: RefSeq, a predicted model, not a curated record